AUGAAAGCCUCUUUCAUCACCAUUUUCGCUACUCUGGCCUCCUCGGCUGUGGCUGCCCCUACUCUCCCCGUUCUUGGUGAGAUCUCUGGGUCCGUUUCUGUUGGCCCCUCUGCCACUUCCACGACUUCUGUUAGCGCCGACGGCAAGAUUAUCCAGGACGUCGGCCACAGUGUCAACAAGAUUCUGACUGUCACCGGGCCAAACGCGAAGAAGCUCCUCGUUGAGUUGAGCCCUGAAGUUACUGAUCUCCUGUCCGGCUUGGGUCUCCCUGGUGUUGGUACGUCUAUCGGCUCCAUUAUCAAGACUGCCGGCAGCGUCGGCGAUCUAGUCAAGGACCUAGGCCCUGCUGUGGAUGGCCUAUUGACUGUUGUGAGCAAGGACCUCGGUGCUCUUUUGAUCCAGCUGUCCCCUGAGGUUGCUGGUCUCCUGUCUGGCCUGGGUCUCCCUGGCGUUGGUGUUCCCGUUGGCUCGGUUGUUGCCACUCUCGGUGAGAACUUGAAGCGUUCUCCUGAGGGUAAGAUUAUCGAAGACGCUGCUCCUGUGGUCAAGGAUGUUCUCGAGGUCACCGGUCUUGAUGCCAAGCGCCUUCUCAUCCAGCUCAGCCCUUCGGUCGCCUCCCUCCUUGCCAGUAUCGAUCUACCCGGUGUUGGUUUCUCUAUCGGACAGGUAAUCAAGGUCACUAGCAGCGUCGGUGAUCUCCUCAAGGAUCUCGGCGAGCCUGUUGAGCAACUCCUGACUGUUGUGGGCGAGGAUGGCUCUGCCAUCCUUAUCAAACUGUCUCCUGAAAUUGCCGAUCUUCUCUCCGGUCUUGGUCUCCCCACUCUGGGCACUUCGGCUGGAAAAGUCAUCGCUACCCUUGGCAAGAUACUGUGA
Messenger RNA from Aspergillus tanneri, 873 nucleotides. RefSeq lists its product as uncharacterized. The transcript has a single exon. The record is from RefSeq and is a predicted model, not a curated record. Lineage: Eukaryota; Fungi; Ascomycota; Eurotiomycetes; Eurotiales; Aspergillaceae. The coding region runs from base 1 to 873 and encodes 290 amino acids.